Messenger RNA from Megachile rotundata (alfalfa leafcutting bee), 3704 nucleotides. RefSeq lists its product as uncharacterized. NCBI's taxonomy places the organism in Eukaryota, Metazoa, Arthropoda, Insecta, Hymenoptera, Megachilidae. The record is from RefSeq and is a predicted model, not a curated record.
UAUUUCUCAAUGAUUACUGAGAAGUAUAGUGUUUUUAUCUUUAUACACGGACUCACUGAUUAUGAAUUGUACGAAAAUUUUGAUUACAUAUUCGUAACAAUUUUAAUCGUAUACGUGUACGUGUGCGUAGAUAGAUACAUAGAUUACAGCCUAUUGUCGACAAUAAAAAAUAAAAAUGUAUUCACUACAGCUAUUAAGUUUUAAAAGAUAAUAUAACAGCGCGAGAUACAUAUAACUGUAAUAUAAGGAUAUAGUAGUAACUUAGUUUAUAAAGAAACAUAUUUUCUUUAUCUUUUUUAAUUUACCCGCGAAAGACUUCUAACGAUUGCUUAUAAAAAGAGUUCGUCGGGUUAUUGCAAUUGGGGUAUAUGCAACUCGCAGGAGUAUUGUUGCGGUGACAAUGUUUGCUGCAAAGAAUCAAAUUUCGUUUCGAACGCUUUAUUCCUAACGUAUGUUCAAUAUUUCGCUAAUGCAAAUGGUAAUGAUAAAUACUGACAAAACCUCGUAUCAACAGGGCUAUCAUUUUCUGGAUCAUAGUCGUUAUAUGCUGCUGUGUUUAUAUCUAUUGUAAUUCUCGGCGAAUUUAUGGAGUUUUUUUGAAAAGAUAUUUUAAAAUUAGCUAUAAUUUAAUGUCUACACCAGAAGAAAACGAUACAGGAGUUUGCAAUAAGCCAGGAAACGGCAAUAAAGAAUUAUGUUCUGUAAAUGUAGAAAACAAAGACUUGUCCGUAUUAGACAUUGUUUACGCAUAAGAACGACAGCGUGAAUGUUUAUCGCAGAAGAUGGCUCGGAACGCGAAGAAAAAGUUGGCGAUAUUCGCUGGAACAUCAAAGUGUUUGAUAUAUGCAGAAGCAAAAUAUUGUGCCUCUGAAAUCCCUGGAGAAGUAAAAUACUAUGAGUGUUCCAGAACCGAAUAUUGUUGCGGUAUCGGCUGCUGCGUAUCGCCCGGGUUGCAUUUUCAUCAUUUAUGGUAUUAUUGGAUAUUAGUUAUAAUAAUGUUCCUGGUGUGCUCCGGUGGUGGUUGGUGGUAUCGAUAUUGGUUACAAGGUAGAUACCGAGCAGCCGCGUCAGCCAUUCCGGCCAGAACUUCCACUCCGCGUGGGCAAAAUCCUCUUCGAGGACCUACUUGUCAGGGACAGAGAGCUCGUAUCACGUACAACUCAGCGCGGAACACCGUGUUGUUACAUCGUAUGUGGAAAGGUCCCCAAAGGAACGGAGCGGUGCCUGUUUACAACGGAAAUGCGACGACGUCGUCGACGAAUUAUCAGAACGUGAACGUCGUGUUGAACGAUGCAAACUGUCCAUACUACCAAUUAUACGGUCCACCUCCAAGCUACGAAACUGUGAUAGCCCAAACACGUGGUAAGAUAUCUACUAAUCCAGCUUGUUCGCCGGAUUCUACGAACACGCAGACGAACACGCAGACAAACGUGCAGUCGCCGAGCGUCGCGACGAACUCAAGCCUGCCACGGUGUUUCUCUUACGCUUGUAACUCUUCCGCAAGAUUGAAUAACUCGUUGGAGCCAGACGUGCAGUAUCGUCACGGUAGUGCCGUGCUCGACAAUUCUCGACAGCUCGAGAAUCCCGAAGGCGUUCCUUUCGCGCGAUUUCCGCAAUAUUGCCUCGGAACGGACGGACCGCUUAGGCAGAAUGCGUGUGUUCCUUUCUCCUAUCAGGAACGGCCGCCGGUCUUCGAGGAUAGUUUCGAUCGAAUUUAUCAAGGAAGUUCCACCAAUUACGUUCCGUAUUCCACGGAUAAAUCGUCCGACACUUCCGAUCCUGAGAAUCAGAAUUACGAGCCGAACGCGAAAAAAUACGCCACCGUGAAUGUCGAUUGUCCGGCUGGUAGUAGCAAAGACAUUUGGAAAGGCGUUUGGAAAACGAGCGAUCGUUCUAUUUUCAAGGUAUACUCGCGGCCGACUAGCAAUAAAUCGGAAAGAGGCCCGAGCGAAAAGGAACAGAGUCGGGGACAGACGCGCGAAAGUAGGUCCGAAACGGAGGCAAGUUUUUCAUCGGCGUUCAAUACCGAAUAUUCGAAUCGUACGAACGACUCGAAAUCGACCGUGAAUUCACCGGAAGACUUUGAGUCGGAAUUCACCAAGAGCGAUCGCGUGUACGGUGGUUCGUUAAAAGCGAUAGGUAAAAAUAUUGAUAAAGAAUAUUCCGCUGAAAACGCUUUGUCGAAAAUAUUGCCCCGUUCCUGCGACGGGCUCAUCAAUACCGAGCCGACGACGGCGAACGUCGGUGCGAGCCGUCGUAACGCGACCUCUUCGGAAGGUUUAUCUGCGGUUAAUGUUAGUCCAAAUUCUUUCCAAUCGAAUCCAUCCAAUAAUGUGAUAUUAGCGCGUUUCGACGCGAACGCCUCGUCCUCCUCGACCAACAACGUCGAGAACGAGACUAGCCGUUCGCGUCUCGUUAACACUGGUACAAGUACAAAUUCUGAUCUUGAAAGUAAACAUAGAUUAGACAGAUCGAAAUCGUUGGACUGAACACUGAAAACACUUUAUUAUUAUUAUUAUCUUUGUCAUCAUCAUCAUCAUCCGUAUACAUAGCGCUUAUUCUCGUAAACCUUAACCAAUUUAUGCGUAUCUCGCGUACGACUCGCGCGUUCAAGUCGUACACGUUAGUCGAAAAAUGUAAAGAUUUGUUCUGCCAGAUUUGCACCGGCGAUUAUGAAAUAAACGCGGUAUUAUUUUUUUAACGAUUCUUCGAAGCCGUACGCGACGAUUUCACGGUAUAAAAGAAAUCGUUUAAUUAAGAAACAAAGAGGAAAACGUUAAACGUUGGACGCUCGUUGAUCCCGUUUUCCGAUUUACUGCCCUCGAGACAUGCCCUUUUUUCCAGAGACGCUCUUAUAUUUUUACGAUUCGAAAAAUGCUUGUUUGUCUCGAUAAUUGAUAUACGAAAUCAGUCUGGUAUUCGAUGCGAUACCUUUUUGUUCGCAUUUGAAGAAGGGGCCCAUGGGAUCACUUAACGUCAACAUCGUUCAAUUUGUCCCCGUUACUCAUCGAUUACAGGGCAAUUUAUUAUCUACCGUUAAUCGACAGGUAUUGGCGCAGCCAAACGAGCCGUAAAUUCGUAUUUUUGUACGCGUCAGCGUUUAGAGAAAAUUAUUUUCUAUUCUAAUUUUUUUAGCACGUUCGACGAAUGCGUUGUUCAUUAUAGUUCAGUCUCGUUUAGUUUCGCUCAAUUCCGUGCUACGAAACGGGCUCGAAGCGAUUCCAGUUACGCACAAAAGCGUUCUCCGACGCUGUACUUGAUCGUCCUAUAUUGAUAUUGGUAUGCCAAUAAUAACUCGUUAGCGCACCUUUUUCUAAUCUUUGCACCUCGUCGAAUCACACUUUACGAAUCACGUAACUUUUCAAUAUAAAUCUAAUUAACAAGUUUAACCGAUAGGUGAAAUUUUACCGAUUGUCUCGUGCGUCGUAUUUUCUAUAACGAGAGUGUCACAACGCCACACCGAAGUGUUCGAUGACACUGAACCGCGGUUUUCUCUUUCAAACAAGAAUCGUUGCUUUUCAGUUCGAUCGAACAUCUUAAACGUUUUAUCGAUUUCUUAAUGUGCAUGUUUACGCAACUUGCGAUAUCUGAGGGUUAAAUCCUCUUCGAACUGCGAUGACCCUAUGCGUGUUGUUAACUUUAAGGUGUACGAGUGACGAGAGGUGGUCUGGUCUAUUCUAGUCUACUCUAGUCUAGUCUGGUGU